Messenger RNA from Acomys russatus (golden spiny mouse), 2768 nucleotides. It is a transcript of the gene Faf1, whose product is annotated as Fas associated factor 1. The transcript is spliced from 19 exons. Gene Ontology annotation, cellular component: endoplasmic reticulum; nucleus. Lineage: Eukaryota; Metazoa; Chordata; Mammalia; Rodentia; Muridae. The record is from RefSeq and is a predicted model, not a curated record. Gene Ontology annotation, molecular function: ubiquitin binding; NF-kappaB binding. The coding region runs from base 85 to 2034 and encodes 649 amino acids.
CGGCCGCCACUGCGGCCGCAGGAGGCGCCGUCUCGCUCCCAGGUGCGCGCUUCGUUCCCGGAGCCGCGGAGCUCGGCGGCCGCCAUGGCGUCCAACAUGGACCGGGAGAUGAUCCUGGCGGAUUUUCAGGCAUGUACUGGCAUUGAAAACAUCGAUGAAGCUAUUACAUUGCUUGAACAAAAUAACUGGGACUUGGUGGCAGCUAUCAAUGGUGUAAUACCCCAGGAAAAUGGCAUUUUACAAAGUGAUUUUGGAGGUGAGACCAUGCCAGGACCCACAUUUGAUCCAGCAAGUCACCCUGCUCCAGCUCCGACUCCCUCCUCUUCAGCGUUUCGACCUGUAAUGCCAUCCAGGCAGAUUGUAGAAAGGCAGCCUCGAAUGCUAGACUUCAGAGUUGAGUACAGAGACAGAAAUGUUGAUGUGGUACUCGAAGACAGCUGUACUGUUGGAGAGAUUAAACAGAUUCUAGAAAAUGAACUUCAGAUACCUGUGCCUAAAAUGCUGUUAAAAGGCUGGAAGACUGGAGAUGUGGAAGACAGUACGGUCUUAAAAUCACUACACUUGCCAAAAAACAACAGUCUUUAUGUUCUUACACCAGACUUGCCACCACCUUCAUCAUCUAGUCAUGCUGGUGCCCUGCAGGAAUCAUUAAAUCAAAACUUCAUGCUGAUCAUCACCCACCGAGAAGUCCAGCGGGAGUACAACCUGAACUUCUCAGGAAGCAGUACUGUUCAAGAGGUAAAGAGAAAUGUGUAUGACCUUACAAGCAUACCUGUUCGACAUCAGUUAUGGGAGGGCUGGCCGCCGUCGGCUACUGAUGAUUCAAUGUGUCUUGCUGAGUCAGGGCUCUCUUAUCCCUGCCACCGACUUACUGUGGGAAGAAGAACUUCACCCGUACAGACCCGUGAGCAAUCAGAAGAGCAAAGCACGGACGUUCAUAUGGUUAGUGAUAGUGAUGGAGACGACUUUGAAGAUGCUUCUGAAUUUGGAGUGGAUGACGGAGAAGUAUUUGGCAUGGCAUCAUCUGCCCUGAGAAAAUCUCCAAUGAUGCCAGAAAACGCAGAAAAUGAAGGAGAUGCCUUAUUACAAUUUACAGCAGAGUUUUCUUCAAGAUAUGGUGACUGUCAUCCUGUAUUUUUUAUUGGCUCAUUAGAAGCUGCUUUCCAAGAGGCCUUCUAUGUGAAAGCCCGAGACAGAAAGCUUCUUGCUAUCUACCUCCACCAUGAUGAAAGCGUACUAACCAACGUGUUCUGCUCACAAAUGCUUUGUGCUGAAUCCAUUGUUUCUUACCUGAGUCAAAAUUUUAUAACCUGGGCUUGGGAUCUGACAAAGGACGCCAACAGAGCAAGAUUUCUGACAAUGUGCAAUAGACACUUUGGCAGUGUUAUUGCACAAACCAUUCGGACUCAAAAGACAGAUCAGUUUCCACUUUUCCUGAUUAUCAUGGGAAAACGAUCAUCUAAUGAAGUGUUAAAUGUGAUACAAGGUAAUACGACGGUGGAUGAGUUAAUGAUGAGACUGAUGGCUGCAAUGGAGAUUUUCUCAGCUCAACAACAGGAAGACAUAAAAGAUGAGGAUGAACGUGAAGCCAGAGAAAAUGUGAAGAGAGAGCAAGAUGAGGCGUAUCGCCUUUCCCUUGAGGCUGACAGGGCAAAGAGAGAAGCUCAUGAGAGAGAGAUGGCAGAACAGUUUCGUUUGGAGCAGAUUCGCAAAGAGCAAGAAGAGGAACGUGAGGCCAUCAGACUCUCCUUAGAACAAGCCCUUCCUCCAGAGCCAAAAGAGGAAAAUGCUGAGCCUGUCAGCAAGCUGCGGAUCAGAACCCCCAGUGGCGAGUUCCUGGAACGCCGUUUCCUGGCCAGCAAUAAGCUCCAGAUUGUCUUUGAUUUUGUGGCUUCCAAGGGAUUUCCGUGGGAGGAGUUCAAGCUACUGAGCACCUUUCCUAGGAGAGAUGUAACUCAGCUAGACCCCAAUAAGUCAUUAUUGGAGGUAAACUUGUUCCCUCAAGAAACCCUUUUCCUUCAAGCAAAAGAGUAAAUGUGACUCAGCGAUGGAACCAGCCACUCCUGACAAGCCAGCGGCACAUGUCAAGAGAUGGGCUCCUCACCAACCCACCUACAUGCUCGUCUCACUCAAUUCAAUGUCACACUUCUGCCUCUUGCAAGAUUGCUGGAAAAAAAGUAAUAAACAUAGCUACUUAAAAUUUCCCAUCCCUGAGUAUAUGUUCCCCAGCCCUCUUGACGGAGUGCUACAGCUCCAUUGCCCCUCCUGAUACCUGCACUUCGCCCUUGUUCAAUGACUGAUGCACUGUUGAGUGUAAGUGACCCUGGUAGAACUUUACCUCUUUCCCCGCAAAGUCUAGGACAGUUCUUGUGUCAUUGACAUCAGGAUGUGUGUAUUUGCUAUGUCUCAUUGAGCCAGGGCUCAUACCCUCUGCCUUUUUAUGUGCAUAACUGGAUUUUAAAAGGCAGAGAGAAAAAAGUCAGAUAGGACAUUGUUGGCCUUGAGGCUGGACAUUUUGGGGGUGGGGAAGUCUAUCAUGUAUCUGAGUCCUUUACUAAGAUGUGAAGUUGCUAUUAGAAAACUGAUUCGACACAUAUGCAAGGUAUUUAUAUACUGCUGUCAUGGGCUCCAUAUUCCAUCUUCAAGGGACUUUUUUUUUUUCUUUUUGUCUGUUUCAUUGCAGCUUGGGGAACUAUUCAAGUACCCAGUGUGUUGAAAUAGUGUGCAAAGAGUGCUAGUACCAAGACUUUCUAUAGGCCAGCUGUGGG